CAAUAAUAAGGUAGAUCCCGGAAGUGUGCAGCUAGCCAUCUGAAGAGAACUGGAGGGAGCCGCGAAAAUAUUCAAGAUGAUCGUAAAUUUGCGACCAUAACUUUAAUUUUUCUAAAACGCCUCCCUCUUCUGUCCCCAGUUUGCAGCAUCUGAACAUAGCCGGUAGAAUGGAUUCAAAAGAACCCCCAACGCAUACAAAUAACUCCUCUAUGGAAAUAACUCAGAGUUUGGACGAAGACCCCUUGAAUGACGGGCCUCUCAUUUCGCCUGAAAUCCUGGACUCUGCCAUUAAAAAAGAAUUCCAGAAGCUUCCGACAAGCUGGGCUGCUUUGCUACUGUCCUUGCUGCAUGUGGCCUUCGUGUGCCUGUCGGCGGCGCUGGCGGUGUACUGCACCAUACUGUCGAGUCACCGGAGCCAGUGCCUCAGCCUCCUGCAGGGCCUGGAGAGCCCGACGGUCAUCGUGUUCGCCAAAGUGUGCCUGUGGGUCCUGCAGGUGGCGUUCGAGCGCUUCGUCCACCGGCACCACGGCCGCGUGCGGAGCAGGGGCUACCUCCGGUUCUACCGGGCCACCCGAAACCUGAAGACCCUGCCCGUCUACAUCCACUCAGCCGGGAACGCGGCGGUGCUGAUGAUCCUCGCCGCCGAGCCUCUGUUACACGGUGUGAAGAACCUCAGCGUGGGGCUCCUCCUGGGGGUGCUGGCCCUGGAGCUGCUCUCUGUGCCCUGCCUGCUGCUGUACUCAGUCAGGGUGCAGAACUUCAACAGAGAGAGGCCGGAGCCCGACGUCAGCCAGGAGGAGCGAUCGCACGGUUACCCCGGCAACGCCCAUCCCCUCUGCACAGAGACCGGAUUCAGGGACGGCUCAAAUCUGGAAGACGUCGUGGAGAAGCAGGCGGACUUGAUCGAGUACCUGCAGCAGCACAACACCCUGCUGAGCAAGAGGAUUCUGUCCCUGACCAGCCAACAGAUGAGGGAGUAGGGGGUCAUGUGACUGCGAGGGGGAGGGGACUCAUGCAUGUAUGUAUGUAUGUAUAUGUGCGUAUGUUGUUUUAUUGCCAAGUGAGUACGCCGCCUGCACGUUUCGCUUUUCCGAAAAUCGAAACGCUUCGCCGCACGUGCGUCGCUUUGUGUCUUGUGUGCGGCGCGUUUUAAGUGACGUCGAAUCCUCGCGGCGCUGAGGCCGGUGUCUGUGGAAACGCGCGCUGUUGCGCUGGAAUAUGAAUUCAGUCGUGCUGAAGUUAAGUUAAGUUGAGGCCAAAGUGCGAGCAGGACGUGGCUGAAUGAUUAGCUGAAGGGAAAAGUGUUUUAUUUGUGUGUAAUGACCCCAAGCGUCCUUUAAUUAGUCAUGUGAACAGAACCUGAGAAAUCUGGAAUAAUAAAACGUCCUUUGACCCUCACGCACAAGCAUGAACACACACGCGCACACACACGCACGUGUGCCCACACACACACACACUCACGCACACACACAUGCACGCGCCCUCACGCACACACACACACAUACACACACACACACACGCGGGCAUGGGCGCAGACCCUCACCCGCAUUCAAAAAAAUCAAACGGAAAGUCAGAAGAGCGGAAAAAACACAAUAUCUCUGUCGUGAGAAAGUGGGAAUUUUUUCACUUCGUGAAUAAAAUGAUUAUCGCUUAGACUGAUGCUGCUGUUUAACGUAAUGAAAUUCCGGGAAUGUAGUCCCAGUUUCACGCACUGAUGUCCAGACUGAUGGUUAAGAAACUGUCAUUUUGUCAGAAUAGUGUUGAAAAUGGGGGG
This is a messenger RNA of Anguilla anguilla (European eel), 1774 nucleotides long. It is a transcript of the gene tmem192, whose product is annotated as transmembrane protein 192. Gene Ontology annotation, cellular component: lysosomal membrane; late endosome. Lineage: Eukaryota; Metazoa; Chordata; Actinopteri; Anguilliformes; Anguillidae. The record is from RefSeq and is a predicted model, not a curated record. The transcript is spliced from 6 exons. Bases 168 to 980 code for a protein of 270 amino acids.